ACCACUUGAAUUAAUAAAAGGUAUUGGUUCUGAUUAUGAUGCAGCGUGGGAAUACUUAGAUUCCAUUUACGGGGACCCUCGGUACGUAUCAGACACCAUAACGCAGGACAUCGUUAAAUUUAAAGCCCUAGAAACAGGAGAAGACGCGCGUUUCUGUGAUUUAGUUCAUUUGGUUAGGCGGUGUUUCAACACGUUGAAAGAGGUAGGGGUUCCGAGUGACAUGGAUAACAGCCACAUGCUAUCCAUAAUUGAACAAAAGAUGUGUCCAGAUGAUCGAAAAGUGUGGUCGAGAGACUUAGAGAGAGAGAAAAAGCCCGCAACCCUUAAAGCGUUGAUGAAUUGGAUGACAAUUGAGAUGAAGUCGCGCAUGCGUGCAACAGCCCCAGUCAGGAGUGGUACGUCUCUCACUCGACGCAAAGUCAAUCAUGUCAAUGGUACAGUCACGGAAGAAAGUAAAAACCGAUUCAAGUGUUGGCUCUGCAAGAACUCAAAUCAUUGGCCGGACCAGUGUCAAAAAUUGGCAGCGAUGUCUGUUGAUGAGCGAAUAAAAGUUGCGAAAGAUAAUCACGUGUGUUUCAGCUGUUUGAAGAAAGCGGGUCGGGAUCAUCGUCAAGCAAAUUGCAACAGGCGAAAACAAUGCACCAAGUAUGAAAAUGGAGUCCAGUGCACAUCCAGUCACCAUCCGCUGCUGCACAAGUCAGUUGCAACGGUUGCAUCAGUAACUGGUCUAAACAACUCAAUCCUACCAGUGAUUUCUGCUAACAUUGGCGGAUCAAAUGGUCUCUACAAGCGCGGCAACGUUCUUCUGGAUUCUGGAGCUCAGAUAAGUCUAAUCCGCAGCGAAACGGCGGAGAGUCUCGGUCUGAAAGGGAAAGACAUCUCCGUUAACAUCAUAAAAAUAGGUGGAGAGGAAGAGUCAAUCUGCACAAAGAGCUACAAAGUUCAAGUAAGCAGAAUCGGAGAAUCAAAGAAGUACACAAUCACUGCAGUUGGAAUACCAUAUAUCAGCGAGGAUGUCAAAGGAAUCAAUACCAGGAAUGCAAUCGAAAAACUCGGACUACCAAAGGACAAGGUGAAGCGUGGAAAGGGCCAAGUCGACUUACUUGUUGGAAUCGAUCAUGCAUACAUGCACACGGGUAAAACAAAGCAAGUCGAACAUGUGGUCGCGAGAGAAUCGCCACUCGGCUGGGUUCUGUUCGGAUCAUCAACGGGACAGUCAAACAAUGCAACAACAACUGUAUUACACGUGAGGUACCCAGAAGCAGUUGAUUUAUCAGAAUUUUGGACAACCGAAGCCAUGGGAGUAACAGUAAAGCCGUGCACCUGUGAAGCUGAAAAAUUGAGCCAAUCCGAAAGAGAAGAAAAGCAAGUGAUUGAACAGUCUGCAAAAAAGGUUGGAAAGCAGUGGAUGAUUCCAUAUCCAUGGAAGAAAAACCCCCAAGACUUACCAGAUAACAGAAUCCAGGCAUUGAAACGACUAGAGUCAACUGAGCGUCGAUUAUUGAAAAUUCCUACGCAAGCAGCAGCGUACAACAACAAGAUGACAGAAAUGGAAAACAUGGGGUUUUCUCGAAAGUUAUCCGAGAAGGAAGUUAAGGAACACAAAGAACCAGUCCAUUACAUCUCCCACCAUGCAGUUCUAAGACCUGACAGUACAAGCACCCCGGUUCGUAUCGUUUUCAACUCGUCCGCUACGUUCCGAGGACAUAAGCUGAACGAUUAUUGGCAAAAGGGGCCUGAUCUUCUGAACUCUCUAUUCGGAGUUAUUCUCCGUUUUAGGGAAAAUAAAGUUGCCCUCACUGCGGACAUCUCAAAGAUGUACCACCGAAUCCUUAUCCCUGUCGAAGACCAGCAGGUACACCGAUUCCUAUGGAGGAAUUUAGAGAUUGAUAGACCUCCGGACACUUUCGUUAUGAACGUACUUACGUUCGGUGACAAACCUGCACCUGCGAUGGCCCAAGUUGCCUUGCGGAAAACUGCAGAUGAAGGAGCAUCAGAGAACCCGAGAGCAGCAAAAGUUAUAAAGGACAAUUCUUACAUGGACGAUAUUCUGGAUUCAGUUGCUACAAAUGAAGAAGCAAUCGGGUUGACUAAAGCAAUCGACAGCAUCCUUGAUAAUGGCGGGUUUCAUGUGAAGGGAUGGCAAUCAAACGGAGAGUUGAACAGGAAAGACGAGCAAGAAGAUGGUAAUGAAGUUGAUGUUCCUCAUGGAAAACAAGAGUCAAAAGUGCUCGGCCUGGCCUGGAACAAGAAAGAGGAUGUGCUUAAGUAUAAAGUAAAAGUAGAAAUAUGCCACACCCAACAGCCAAAGUUCACAAAGAGGAAGAUCCUAAGCCAAGUCGCUAGAAUAUAUGACCCAAUAGGCUUUGCAGCACCUUACCUUAUAAGGGCAAAGAUUGGUUUGCAGGAACUGUGGCAGCAAGGACUCGACUGGGACCAUGAACUAUCGCAAAGUGAUCAAACAAAAUGGUUGACGUACUUUAAAGAGAUGGAUCAGUUAAACGAAAUAUCGUUGGAAAGAUGUCUAUGUCCCGUUGUAAUGAUUGAGCCACCGAUCUUAUGUGCCUUUGCCGACGCAUCGCGAGAAGCAUUUGGAACAUGUGCAUAUUUGAGAAGUAUAGGACCUAAUGGAGUGGUGAACGUACGGUUUGUUGCAGCAAAGUCACGAGUCGCCCCAUUGAAAGAGCUAACAAUACCCAGAUUAGAACUACAAGCAGCCGUGUUAGCCAGCCGUUUAUGCAAGACCAUCCAAAAUGAACUCCGUACCACUAAAGAGAGUGUCUUGUUUACCGACAGCGCAAUUGUUCUUGCGUGGAUCCGCAGCCAUGGAAGACGACUCAAACCAUUUGUUUCAAGUCGAGUCGGGGAAAUACAAAGCAACGUCCAACCUGCUCAAUGGAGACACAUCCCAACGGAUCAGAACGUGGCAGAUGAUGUAUCCCGUGGUCUCCGUGUUGUUGAGCUGUCGGAUAGAUGGAAAAACGGUCCUGAAUUCCUGUACUUGCCAAAGGAAGAAUGGCCGGUCGAAAACGCAAAACCCGAUGCAAAAGAAGUUGAAAGGGAAUGUAGAAGUUCAAAAUUGGUAGGUGCAGUGACAACGUCAGUAAACGUAAUUGACAGUGAAAGGUUUUCAAGUUGGAGAAAGCUCGUACGAGUUACUGCUUGGGUUUUGAGAGCUAAGUCAACAUUAUUAGCAAAGGUACGGUCGACAGCGAAGGACACAGCAAGAGGAGAUUGCUUAACACCGGCAGAACUCGAAAGAAGUAGGACAUUCUGGAUUAAAAGAGCUCAAACAAAGAUUCGUGCACAAUUGAAAUCUAACGAAUUAAGAUCUCUGAGCCCUUUUACCGAUGAAGAAGGCACGGUCAGAGUUGGCGGAAGAAUUGAUAACUCAUUAGUCUCUUACGAAACCAAGCAUCCUGCUCUCUUGCCCUAUAAUCACCGAGUCUCCAAAUUGAUAGUGGAAGAGUUUCACAAAAGAGGUCACCACGGCGUGGCAACUACGGUAGCAAAAAUCAGAAGAAUGUAUUGGAUCAUUCGAGCACACGAUUUAGCAAAGAGCAUCAAGGCAAAGUGUGUCACAUGUCGAGCAGCAAACCCAAAAACUGAAUCACAGAUAAUGGCCAACUUACCACCACAGCGACUUCAACCCCAUUCCCCACCGUUCCACUACACAGCAUGCGACUACUUUGGACCACUGACUGUCAAAGUGGGAAGAAACAAGAGAACGAAACAUUACGGAGUAAUCUUUACGUGCCUAAAUACUCGAGCAGUCCACCUAGAAAUCGCCACCGACUGUUCAGCGAUGGAAUUUAUCCAGACUCUGCGAAGAUUCUUCUCAAUUCGGGGAUACCCAGCAGAAAUCUUGAGUGAUAACGGUACGCAGUUUGUUGGUGCAUUGACCGAUCUGCGCAAAAUGAUCCAAGGAGCUGACAAAGGCUACUUCAAGACUACUGCGCGGAAAAGGGAGUACAAUGGAAGUUUAGCACCCCAGCGGCACCACAUCAAAACGGAUGUGCAGAGGCGAUGGUGAAAAGCUGCAAACGAGCCCUGAAGAGAGCGAUUGGAGAACACAUACUUACUCCGUUUGAGCUGUAUACUUGUUUACUGGAAGUAGCGAACUUAGUAAAUCAACGCCCAAUUGGACGACCUCCGAAUGAUCCCGAUGACGGCUCAUAUUUGUGCCCCAAUGAUAUGCUCCUGGGUAGAGCAUCUGUUCAAGUACCACAAGGUCCAUUUCAAGAAACCAAAAACCCCAGAAGAAGGGUGGAGUUUGUGCAAAAGAUCGUGGACUCGUUUUGGAAACGAUGGACAAGAGACACAUUUCCAUUACUUGUCCCCAGAAAAAAAUGGAAUCAGG
Molecule: messenger RNA, 4360 nt
Organism: Xenia sp. Carnegie-2017
Lineage: Eukaryota; Metazoa; Cnidaria; Anthozoa; Malacalcyonacea; Xeniidae
Biological process (GO): proteolysis; DNA integration
Molecular function (GO): aspartic-type endopeptidase activity; nucleic acid binding
Source: RefSeq, a predicted model, not a curated record